Messenger RNA from Filobasidium floriforme, 987 nucleotides. RefSeq lists its product as uncharacterized. The record is from RefSeq and is a predicted model, not a curated record. The transcript is spliced from 4 exons. Lineage: Eukaryota; Fungi; Basidiomycota; Tremellomycetes; Filobasidiales; Filobasidiaceae. The coding region runs from base 169 to 987 and encodes 272 amino acids.
UGCUCAGCCGUACAACCGUUAGAAUUCCCUCUGCUCACACUUCAUUCAUCCGAGUAGAGAUCAGAACACGACGAGAGCGAUCAAACUCCUUUCAGACCCAAUCACCUCGAUACCGAAACCCAUACCGACAUCGCAAAACGAGGGUCCUUUAUCCUUCAUCACCUCAAGAUGGAGCACGAGGAUCUCGGGCUCAAGGUCAACAACGGGGAGGUCGAGGUCAAGAUCGAACACGGGGGUCUUGAGGUCAAGGUUGAGAACGGGGAAGCCGAGGUCAAUGUCGAGAGUAUGGAGGUCGAGGUCAAGGUCGAGGACGGGGGGUUCGACGUCGAGAUCGAGAACGAGGAGAUUCAGGCUAAGAUCGAGGACGGGGAGACGGAUGAGGAAGAUGUGCAGUUCGAGACGGAAGCCACGGGCUCGAACAAGAAGAAGUGGAGAAAUAAAUCGAAGAUCCAUGUCGAGAAAAGGGAGAGACGUCAGGAAGGGUUGAAAAAGGCUGUGGCGAAACAGAAGAUCAAGGCGAAGCGAACGGAGAUCAAGGCGAAGCGAACGGAGAUCAAGGCGACCAAGCCUAAGAUUGAGCCUCCAGCUCCCAUACCCGGUCGAUUAUCGAAGUCCCAGGCAGCUAAACAGCUGUCAUCGCUUGCCCGAGACCUUGGUCUCUCAACCAAGGAUGUCAACACGAACCUCCCAAGGGAGGGAGCGUUUGCCAUUCAUCAAGUGUGCGGAGGAGGGAGUCUCUUGGAUGCAAUCAGUUCGGAGGAGGAUAAGAGCAAACUUGACGCCGUGAUGCUCGAGUGGGAAACGCAAAAUCGACAGCGAGAACUUCUGGAUAGGGUCGGGAUCGAGCUAGCAUGUGCGUGGCUGUUGAAGCAGUACCGGACCGCUGGAAGCAUCGUCGACACCCCCGAUCUCCAGAGUGACGAGCUCGCGUCCAUGCGUCACAGGCUGGAGCUCGCUCUGCAAAGCCUAUCGGCAGACGGGAAAUAG